CCCAGACCUCGGAGGAGCGCCCCAGGGAGCUCCGAGCGCGUGCACGCGUGGCAGACGGAGGAGGCCAGUGCCCAGCUUGAGUCCACUGGGCCUUGAAGGUUCUGAGUUGCCUUUUGCAGUGGCCCACAUGAGAAAAAAGUGGAAAAUGGGAAGCAUGAAAUACAUCUUUUCCUUGUUGUUCUUUCUUUUCCUAGAAGGAAGCAAAACAGAGCAAGUAAAACAUUCAGAGACAUAUUGUGUGUUUCAAGACAAGAAGUACAGAGUGGGUGAGAGAUGGCAUCCUUACCUGGAACCUUAUGGGUUGGUUUACUGCGUGAACUGCAUCUGCUCAGAGAAUGGGAAUGUGCUUUGCAGCCGAGUCAGAUGUCCAAACCUUCAUUGUCUCUCUCCUGUGCAUAUUCCUCAUCUGUGCUGCCCUCGCUGCCCAGAAGACUCUUUACCCCCAGCAAACAAUAAGGUGACCAGCAAGUCGUGUGAGUACAAUGGGACCACUUACCAACAUGGAGAGCUGUUCGUGGCUGAAGGGCUCUUUCAGAACCGGCAACCUAAUCAAUGUACCCAGUGCAGCUGUUCGGAGGGGAAUGUGUAUUGUGGUCUCAAGACUUGCCCCAAGUUAACCUGUGCAUUCCCAGUCUCUGUUCCGGAUUCCUGCUGCCGAGUGUGCAGAGGGGAUGGAGAACUGUCGUGGGAACAUUCUGAUGGUGAUAUCUUCCGGCAACCUGCCAACAGAGAAGCAAGACAUUCUUACCACCGCUCUCACUAUGAUCCUCCAUCAAGCCGACAGGCUGGAGGUCUGCCCCGCUUUCCUGGAGCCAGAAGUCACCGGGGAGCACUUAUGGAUUCCCAGCAAGCAUCAGGGACCAUUGUGCAAAUUGUCAUCAAUAACAAACACAAGCAUGGACAAGUAUGUGUUUCCAAUGGAAAGACCUAUUCCCAUGGCGAGUCCUGGCACCCAAACCUCCGGGCAUUUGGCAUUGUGGAGUGUGUGCUGUGCACUUGUAAUGUCACCAAGCAAGAGUGUAAGAAAAUCCACUGCCCCAAUCGAUACCCCUGCAAGUAUCCUCAAAAAAUAGAUGGGAAGUGCUGCAAGGUGUGUCCAGGUAAAAAGGCAAAAGAAGAACUUCCAGGCCAAAGCUUUGACAGCAAAGGCUACUUUUGUGGAGAAGAAACGAUGCCUGUGUAUGAGUCUGUAUUUAUGGAGGAUGGAGAAACUACCAGAAAAAUAGCACUGGAGACUGAAAGACCACCUCAGGUAGAGGUCCACGUCUGGACCAUUCGAAAGGGCAUUCUCCAGCACUUCCAUAUUGAGAAGAUCUCCAAGAGGAUGUUUGAGGAGCUUCAUCACUUCAAGCUGGUGACCAGGACAACCCUGAGCCAGUGGAAGAUAUUCACUGAAGGAGAAGCUCAGAUCAGCCAGAUGUGUUCAAGUCGUGUGUGCAGAACAGAGCUUGAAGAUUUGGUCAAGGUUUUGUACCUGGAGAGAUCUGAAAAGGGCCACUGUUAGGCGAGACAUACAGUAUUGGAUAGGGUAAAGCAAAAAAAAACUCAAGCUGCAGCCGGACUGCAGGCUUAUUUUGCUUAAGUCAACAGUGCCCUAAAACCCCAAACUCAAAAGCAGUCAAUUAUUCACGCCAUGCACAGCAUAACUUGCUCGUUUAUGUGGAGUGGUGUGUCAGCCCUUGAACAUCUCCUCCAAAGACACUAGAAAAGUCUUGAAUUAUUUGUGGGAGGAGGAGGGAUAGAACACCACAACAUUGCUCUAGUUUCUUGGAGAAUCACAUUUCUUUACAGGUUAAAGACAAACAAAACCCCAGGGUUUCUAUUCAGAAAGUUACUCAAAUGAAAGAAAGAGAAGGGAAUUGCUUAGUAGGAGUUCUGGAGUAUAGAGCAAUUAUUUGUAUGAAAUUAUACCCUUUGAAUUUUAGAACAUCUUGUGUUUUUUAAAAAAAUUAAUUCCUCAUCCUCAUACACACACAUACAUAUGCACACCCCUACACCCAUUAAACUACAAUCUCCAUUCUGAGGCAAAGCUAGCCUAGACCCUACCAUACUUUCCCUUGCUUGGCUCCCAAGUAGCUUGGAGGUUCUUGGUGCCCAGGAGAAUAAAUAGAAUUAUGAGCAGAAGGCUCUGUCCCUAGAUCUCUGAUGUGGCUGUUGAAGCCACCAACUACAGUGGCAGGGUGAAGGAUAAGAACACCAUUUCAUGGCCUCAUUCACUUUGAAGUAGUUAAUGACUUGUCCCUAAUGAUACCAAUUCUCUUUUCUCCCUGAACCUGUGGGGCCUACAGAAAGAAGUUAGAAUUAAGUAAAAUUUUCAGAAACUGAAUCCAUAUAAGACAAAAUAAUUAUUGAAGAAGGGAGUUGAUAGAAGUCAAAAGGCCAUCUUUUUGUUUUCACAUCAAUAAAACUCAACAAUUAAUAGAUCAAUACUCACUAAUUUUCUUGAGGCCACGGUUGUCUAGCCAGAAAACAUAGGUUAAAUUUUUAAACUGUAGAAGCUUCUUAAAGGGGCAUUUUUCCUUCUUCUCCAAUUAUAGGAGUUGAUUUUUUGUUCACAAAGUGGCUUGGUCUUCAGUAACUUCUGUGGUGUGUUAAGAGAGUUAUUAUUCAUUUUUAGGGAGCUGGGAAUUCUGAUAAAUAUCUUUAUCCUAAACGUAUCUAUCAUCCUUGCCUUAUCCAUCAAACAUGCAUUUAAGCAAAGAUUCUAGAGAAGGCCGCUCCUAAAAUGUCUACUUGUAGCCCAAUACCAGAGCAUAAAUUAUCCAUUCUGAGGUCUGGCUUUAGAAAUCAUCUUUGUGGGAAAACGUCACAACAAGGAUCUCAAGCCUGCCUUAUAGAUUUGUUGUUCCCUCUGAGGGGCAUGAAUGAACUCUAGUGAGUACUUAGAGGUAUUGAGGACCCAGAAAUCCCGUAUUUCCUGCUCCAUGACUGUAAGUGAGAGACCUUUUUUUUUUCCUUAGAGUAUUUGAAACUGAUAGGGAAAAAUGUCCAGUCUUUAUGGCAACCUGGCAUAAAGCAGUUGGUUCUCAUAAAAGAGACACAAGGGCCUUGUGGGCAAGACUUCAUGGAACAAGCCUCUUGCCGGCCCAUCACACACAUUCUCCUCGGAAGAGAGAGGUAGGACAUCCUGGACCGAAAGGUCACAGAACACUGUUGUGUGUGUGGAGGGGGAGGGUUAAGCAGCUGCUGCCUCCCUCCCAGAGGUGGCAGCAUUUCCGUAGUGUGGAGACCAGUAACAGGACCCUGAAGCAAAGCGGUGAUUCCCCUUCUUGAUGAUUCACCCCAAAGCCUUCCCACCCAGGUGUUCUCUGAAAGCUCAGCCUUAAGGGAACACCCAGAGAGCUUCCCUAGAUAGACUUCUGCCUCCAGGUGCUGGGACACACCUUUCCAACGUGCUGGGAGAAGCAGGAGCUAGGGAGUUGUGUUAAGUCAGCGUAGAAACCCUCCAGUGUUUGGUGUUGUGUAGAGAGUAGGACAUAGGGAAAAGAGGCCAAGCUGCCUGUAGUUAAUAAAGAAGAAUGGAUUUGGUUCUUCUUGUGUAUUUAUUUGUAUCAUAAACACUUGGAACAACAAAGACCAUAAGCACCAUUUAGCAGUUGUAGCCAUUUUCUAGUUAACUCAUGUAAACAAGUAAGAGUAAUGUAACAGUAUUACCCUUUCACUCUUCUCACAGGACAUGUACCUCAAUAUGGUACUUAUUUAUGUAGUCACUGUAUUUCUGGGUUUUUAAAUUAAUAAAAAAGUUAAUUUUGAAAAAUCA
Messenger RNA from Lemur catta (Ring-tailed lemur), 3760 nucleotides. It is a transcript of the gene CHRDL1, whose product is annotated as chordin like 1. Gene Ontology annotation, molecular function: protein binding. The coding region runs from base 128 to 1504 and encodes 458 amino acids. The record is from RefSeq and is a predicted model, not a curated record. NCBI's taxonomy places the organism in Eukaryota, Metazoa, Chordata, Mammalia, Primates, Lemuridae. The transcript has 12 exons.